GACACGUCACAGAGCUUCCUUUUUGUAUGCUAUACAUUCAAAUUGGUCUCUGGCUCAGCACCUUCCAUCACACACAGGCAAGGUCAGCAACUAGGACCACAAGGAUACACUGCUUGCACUAAGCUAAGAGACUGUUAAGAAGAGCCUAAGAUGCCACCACCUACAGGAGGUCCCACAACUAUCACUCCACCUGAUGGGGAAUGGGGAUGGGCUGUGGUUUUUGGAGCAUUCAUCUCGAUUGGAUUCUCCUAUGCAUUCCCAAAAGCUAUUACAGUAUUCUUCAAAGAGAUACAAGAGAUCUUCCAUACGUCGUACAGCCAGAUAGCAUGGAUAUCUUCUAUCAUGUUAGCUGUCAUGUAUGCAGGAGGUCCCAUAAGCAGCAUCCUAGUAAACAAAUAUGGCAGUCGACCCAUAAUGAUCAUGGGGGGAUUCCUAUGUUCCAUAGGAAUGAUCUCAGCGUCCUUCUGCAACAGUGUUGUGCAGCUUUACUUUUGUGUAGGAGUCAUAGGAGGUUUUGGUUUGGCCUUCAAUCUGCAGCCAUCCCUCACUAUGAUUGGAAAGUAUUUCUUCAAGAAGCGUCCGAUUGCCAAUGGCCUGGCUAUGGCUGGAAGCCCGGUGUUCCUGAGCACUCUGGCCCCCCUCAACCAGUACCUGUUCAACCGCUUUGGCUGGAGAGGAAGUUUCCUCAUUCUGGGUGGGAUUCUAUUGAACUGCUGUGUGGCUGGGUCCUUGAUGAGGCCCUUAAGACCAAAAUCUGCCCCUCAAACCAAAAAAGAUGUGGAGUCUGAAGCUGGAGACCCUCUCCUGCAUAAAAAGCCAGAUUCAAAGAAAUUAACAGCGUGGGAGACCUUUAAUACAUACUUGGAUCUGUCUCUUUUCAAACACAGGGGAUUUCUCAUUUAUUUGUCAGGAAACGUCAUCAUGUUUUUAGGCUUCUUUGCUCCCAUUGUGUUCCUGGCUCCCUACGCAAAACACAAGGGCAUCGACGAAUACUCAGCAGCCUUUCUGCUUUCCAUCCUUGCUUUUGUAGACAUGUUUGCCAGGCCUUCCAUGGGGCUGUUGGCAAACUCUAAAUGGAUAAGGCCAAAGAUCCAAUACUUUUUCAGCUUUGCAGUCUUGUACAAUGGUGUCUGCCAUGUGCUAUGCCCAUUGGCAGAGACUUAUACAGGCCUGGUAGUCUAUGCUGUCUUCUUUGGCUUUGCAUUUGGAAUGGUCAGCUCUGUCCUCUUUGAAACGCUGAUGGACAUUGUUGGCGCUCAGAGGUUCUCCAGCGCUGUAGGUCUGGUUACAAUCAUAGAGUGCUGCCCAGUGCUCAUUGGACCACCGUUAGGAGGUUGGAUGGUGGACGUGACUAAAGACUACAAGUACAUGUAUUUUUGCUGUGGAGUCAUUGUUAUAAUUGCAAGUAUUUGGUUAUUUAUUGGGAAUGCCAUCAACUACAGACUGCUUGACAAGGAGCGCAAACGAGAGGAAGAGAAGAAAAGAGCUGCAAUCAACAGCUCUAUUCAGAAAGAGGUGGAAGCAGCUUUAGACAACACCCCUGAAAAUCUGGCAGUCACUUGUGAAAAGACAUCAGAGGAUUCAACUGAAAGAGAAACACAUAUUUAAGAGGUUCCCUUUUUAAAAUUACAGCUAUAAAUGUGAAAAACACAACUUCUAUUAAUAUGUUCAGGUUUGAGCAGUAUUGAGGCAUACUGGCUUCACAUUAUUUAAUGCUGCUGCCAAAGUAACAGCUCUGCCUGUUGUUUAUUUAAUGUUAUGUAAAACUGUACAUAUUAUUUCAACCAAUAAUCAAGUCAAAUUAAUUUAUAUGAAGCCAUAUAAUAAACAGCUAUUGUAUGAUAUGUAUAAUAUUGGCCGUACACUUAGAUCUGUAUGGUUGUUACCCUGUCCCUGCGCUGUAUUGGUAUUUAAAAAAUAAGUCAAAAUUUGGUUAUUUUAUCAUGUCAUGUUAAGUUAACUCCCGAGUGGAGCGAAGGAUGUGCCCUAUAGCCUGGAGGUCACUGGUUCAAGUCCAGGCUAUUCCAUUGCUGGCCAUGGAUGGCAAAACUGACUAAAACGAAAUCAAUGCAUUUACAUGAGCAUAAGAAUGCCAAUGUUUUUUGGAAUAAUAAUUCCUAUAUCAAAGGUCAUGUAAACACAGUUUUCGGAAAACGUAUCGGAAUAUUCUGAAAGUCAGUUUCCGGAAAACAGAACCUAGAAAUGUCCAAUUAAACUCCAAAAACUGAAACGUAUAUCAUGUAAACACACUUUUUGGAAAACUUAUUCCGAUAGCAUAUUGCACAUUUGCAAACUUUGACCUUCAAUCCUGCACGUGGUUUUAGAAAACAGAGAAAAUACUAAUAAUCUGUAGUCAGUCUGCAUGCAUCCAUUUGUCUAGUUA
This is a messenger RNA of Polyodon spathula (Mississippi paddlefish), 2383 nucleotides long. Its product is annotated as monocarboxylate transporter 2-like. The record is from RefSeq and is a predicted model, not a curated record. Gene Ontology annotation, biological process: monocarboxylic acid transport; transmembrane transport. The transcript has 5 exons. Gene Ontology annotation, molecular function: monocarboxylic acid transmembrane transporter activity. Lineage: Eukaryota; Metazoa; Chordata; Actinopteri; Acipenseriformes; Polyodontidae. Gene Ontology annotation, cellular component: membrane. The coding region runs from base 151 to 1608 and encodes 485 amino acids.